Molecule: messenger RNA, 1030 nt
Organism: Porites lobata
Lineage: Eukaryota; Metazoa; Cnidaria; Anthozoa; Scleractinia; Poritidae
Source: the annotation of a GenBank genome assembly
AUGAGAAAAGAUUUUGGAAGAGCUUUUAGGAUCGUAGGAUUAGAUGGAGGGAGACUGGUAAAGGUAGGUAGUUGAGCAACAUUUUCAUUUGGUAUUUUCGGGUCAACAUUAGACUAACUUCCCUUUGCCGCACAUAGUUCUCCAGCCUGUUUGACUGAAUGUCGCGGUUCAUUCGAGCGUAGUUUGAACUGUUUAAAAGAUCUUUUUCCUGCACAGAGUUGUCUGUUGUCUAGUUGUCUAAAUGAGAACAUCACAAACGGUACAGGGGGCGUUUGCCCCAUAAGAAGUUACAGGCGGUUCAGGGAUAAAAUUACAAGACAAAGGUAUUUGUUAACCACAAGGGUUAAAGGAAAUUUAGCUUAUUUAGGAUAAUGAAUUGGGGAAUUACCUUUUUCCUUCUUCCUUGAACGGUUCAACUAACAAAGUGAUAGUCCAGUUUGACGCUUUGGAUAAUGAGGGAUACAAUAUAUACCUUUUCCAUAAGCCUAUCUCUAAUAUUAUUCUGUGAGUGUUGAUUUGCAAAUUAGGUCACUACAAUGUAUUUUUUAUGUGUUUCUUAGGUUUCGGCGCUCUGAAUCUAAAAAUGCGCAUAAAGGCAGUUUUAGCAUUGGGACAGCCUGCUCAGCUCCCGUAAGCAUUGGUUUUCCAAUAUUCCAGUUAUGGGUUGAUUUUCUCGAAACGUCUCACAUGACCUAAGCUCUAAGGGCAUAUUCUAAAAUGAGGCAAGACAUGACACAGAGUUGUCUGUUGUCUAGUUGUCUAAAUGAGAACAUCACAAACGGUACAGGGGGCGUUUGCUCCAUAAGAAGUUACAGGCGGUUCAGGGAUAAAAUUACAAGACAAAGGCAUUUGUUAACCACAAGGGUUAAAGGAAAUUUAGCUGAUUUAGGAUAAUGAAUUGCGGGAUUACCUUUUUCCUUCUUCCUUGAACGGUUCACCUAACAGAGUGAUAGUCCAGUUUGACGCUUUAGAUAAUGAGGGAUACAAUAUAUACCUUUUCCAUAAGCCUAUCUCUAAUAUUAUUCUGUGA